Messenger RNA from Cotesia congregata, 1347 nucleotides. Lineage: Eukaryota; Metazoa; Arthropoda; Insecta; Hymenoptera; Braconidae. The record is from the annotation of a GenBank genome assembly.
AUGCCUGAUCAAGAUCAAUUGUCAAAUUUAAAUUUGGAAUCACCACAUAUUACAUUGAACCAUGUUGUAGAUGCAAUAAAAGAGUGCUUGAGGCCUCAAGAUUCUCUGCAGGAUUCAGAAACAAUUUUCAAUGUAAUAAAUACUACAGAAAUUCCUAAAGUUGUUUAUGAUAUUGAAAAAAAGAAAUUUGUAUUACAAAAAGUAUUAUCCGAGUUAUUUGGUGAUGCUAAUAGUAAGUCAAGUAUUUUUCGCGAUCGUCUCGAGUUACUGAAACAAGUAACACUUAAGCAGGAGCCAUUUGCUCCAAGGAAAUUGGGUGAAGUCGAUGUUGAAAAAUAUGAACUGACUCCCAUUGAAUAUUUAUUGAGUAACUGCAGUAAGCCUGGAGAAGUUUAUGUUAUGGGUUUAAUCGCAGAAGGAUGUGUAGUACUAGCAAGAGGAAUUUAUGAAGAUGGUUUUUUAAUUGUACGAGAAAUGGGUUUACCACCAGCAGAAUUAACAACAGAGUCACGAGUGUCAUUUGGAGCUGACAAUACGUUUGGCGGUCCUCAUAAAACUUCUUUAAAAUUGUCCGAAAAAUUAAAAAUAUUCGAACAAUCUCACAGUAUGAAUAUGAUUGUAUUUUUAUCAGAUGUAUGGCUAGACAGUACCGAAGUUGUUGAUAAAUUGCGUGUGAUAAUGGAAGGUUACUCAGAGGACCCACCUGUGGCAUUUGUACUCUGCGGGCAUUUUUUGUCAUCACCACCGAGUUACUCGAGCGCACAAAAAUUAAAAGAAGGAUUUAGAAAUUUGUCUCAAAUGAUAAAGCAAUAUCCAGAUAUUCAUAAAUACUCGAAAUUUGUUUUUGUACCGGGACCACUAGACUUGGGUGCUCCUAAAAUUUUACCACGAGGUCCAUUGCCUAAAACACUUCUUGCUGAUUUUAUCAAAGCAGUACCUAAUACUAUUUUAGCCACUAAUCCAUGUAGAAUACAAUAUUGUACUAAAGAAAUAGUGGUACUGCGCGAAGAUAUUCUAACUAAAUUUUGUCGACACACAUUCCGUUAUCCAGAGACUGGCCAAGUUUGGGAUCAUUACGCAAGAUCAAUUAUUUGUCAGUCACACUUGGCCCCAAUGAGUUUACCAGUGGUACCAGUAUACUGGAAGUAUGAUCAUACAUUACAAUUAUAUCCGUCACCAGAUCUCAUUGUUGCAGCUGAUCAAUUCCAAGCAUACUCUACCAGUUAUAUGAAUUGUAAAGUAAUUAAUCCUGGUACAUUUUUACGUAAUAACUUUUCAUUCAAGGUUUAUAAACCUGGUAAUGAUGAAGUUGAAGAAUGUGAAGUACCAGCAGACGACGAUGUAUAA